Messenger RNA from Gadus macrocephalus (Pacific cod), 2279 nucleotides. RefSeq names its product bifunctional heparan sulfate N-deacetylase/N-sulfotransferase 4-like. The record is from RefSeq and is a predicted model, not a curated record. NCBI's taxonomy places the organism in Eukaryota, Metazoa, Chordata, Actinopteri, Gadiformes, Gadidae. The coding region runs from base 717 to 1706 and encodes 329 amino acids. The transcript has 4 exons. Gene Ontology annotation, molecular function: heparan sulfate N-sulfotransferase activity; hydrolase activity.
CACACACACACACACACACACACACACACACGCUCUGUCAGCUUGUGAGUAGUUUCAUGUUUUAUAAUGGAACUCCCUGCUGCAUUAUAUCUACCAUCUCUUUAGUCCCCACAAUACAGCUCAAUUUAACCGUCCAACUGUCCAUCUGUGAGUUUUUCCAAAUGUCUGAUUUUGAUGGCCAAUUGGUCCCUCUGAAUUACCGAAUUGAUUGUCUUUCUCUUUUUGUCUGGCUAUCUUUUUGCUUGCUUUUCUAACUUUCUGGCUGUCUUCCGGUCUUUAUGUCUGCCCCUCCUACCCUUCUCUCCCUCCUCUCCUUUCUAUCUUUCUGUCCGUACCUUCCGUAUAGCUGUCUCACGGUCUUACUAUGUGUAUGUGUGUUUAAAUGUCCAACUUCUGUCUCACAGUAUUUCUGUCUGUCUGUCGGCUUGUCUGUCUGUCUCACAGUCAGCCUGUCUGUCCGUCUAACUGUCAGGCUUUUUGUCAGCCUGUCUGUCAGCCUGUCUGUCUAACAGUCCGUCUGUAUGUGUGUCUAACUGUCACUCUGUCUGUCUCCCUAGAAACUGCUGGAAACUCAGAAACAAUUGCGUUCCCAGAUCUCCAACUUCACCUUCAACCUGGGCUUCUCUGGGAAGUUCUACCACACAGGCACCGUGGAGGAGGACGAGGGCGACGAUCUGCUGCUGAAGUACGUGGAUGAGUUCUGGUGGUUCCCCCACAUGUGGAGUCACAUGCAGCCUCACCUCUUCCACAACCAGUCCUCCCUGCUAGAACAGAUGGUCCUCAACAAGGAGUUUGCACUGGAGCACGACAUCCCGGUGGACAUGGGCUACGCGGUGGCCCCCCACCACUCGGGGGUGUACCCGGUCCACCUACAGCUGUACGAGGCCUGGAGGCGGGUCUGGGACAUCAGGGUCACCAGCACCGAGGAGUACCCCCACCUGAAGCCCGCCCGCUACCGCAGGGGCUUCAUCCACAACAACAUCAUGGUGCUGCCUCGCCAGACUUGCGGUCUCUUCACACACACCAUCUACUACAAGGAGUACCCCGGGGGGUCUAAAGAGCUGGACAAGAGCAUAAGAGGAGGGGAGCUGUUCCUCACCGUGCUUCUCAACCCUGUGAGUACACACACACACACACACACACACACACACACACACACACACACACACACACACACACACACGCACACACACACACACACACACACACACACACACACACACACACACACACACACACACACACACACACACACACACAUACAUAUACACACGGACAAACACUGGCUGUUCAGCUGGCUGAAUCACUCACUUGUUUACGGGUUAACUCACUCUCUUGCUCCAUUACUCAUUUACUCUCUUAGUCUCACUCACUGCAUCUCGCGCACACUCCCUCUCGCUCUCACACUCAACCAGUCACUCACAUCACUCAUCGGCUCACAGAUUGCUUAUACUCACGCUUUCUUGAAUAAUCUCAAUCCAUCCAUCCCUCUCUCUCUCUCUCUCUCUCUCUCUCGCUCUCUCUCUCUCUCUCUCUCUCUCUCUCUCUCUCUCUCUCUCUCUCUCUCUCUGACUCACCCACUGACCGACUGGAUCAAGAACCACUCUCUCACUCUCUCCGGGCAACAGGACAAGGGGUCUGUGGGGGGGCUCGGUGUCUGGGUUUCAAGCCCAGUGUCAAAAUCAGAUAUCCUUCUUCCAGCCUAGCUACAUUUUAGUUCCUGUUUCACUUUACAUUUCUUUUCGACUUCCUAUCUGAGUCAGUCUGUCAAUCUCUCAUCUGUCCUUGCUUUUCCCCUUAUAUCUUAUAUCUUUCUUUGUCCCUUUGCCACACGCAGAGAGGCAGAGGCUGAAUAGAGAGAGAGAGAGAGAGAGAGAGAGAGAGAGAGAGAGAGAGAGAGAGAGAGAGAGAGAGAGAGAGAGAGAGAGAGAGAGACAGACAGAUAUAGCCUCUCUCUCUGUCAGCCUGUCUCUCUCUCUCUCUCUGUCUCUGACGAGCUCGCUCUCCCUCUGUGAGAGGUUGUUUCCCACAGUGGAACCAUGUUCAUCUCUCUACUUUAAAUUAGGUCUCACCACAGGAGGCCUGCUGGCUGACACACAACCACACACACACGCACACACACACACGCACGCACACACACGCACGCACGCACACACACACACACACACACACACACACACACACACACACACACACACACACACACACACACACACACACACACACCCCAACACCCCCACACGCACUAACAAAAACACAUGCACACACACACACACACA